UCUUUAAAUUGUAACAUGGUUUCUUCAAGUACUAGCAACUCUAGCUCCAUUUCAAAAACCUCUAAAUUCACUACUUUUUUUAAUUUAUCAAGGUCAAAAUAUUCUUCGAAAAUCAAACUAGAAAAAGAAGAAUUAAAACAAAUGAAACCAAAAAGUAGCAAAACAAAAAAGAGUGAAAAACGCUCUCCAAAAAAAUUAAAAUACUAUGAAGCAACAGUAAACAAUAAAGAUGGAGUCCAAAAAACUUUUAAAAUACCAAGGUUUUGUAUUCCGAUAUUAUGUAAGGAUGUAUGCCCAAAAACGUCAUGUUGUAUUCGUAUUACUAACAUAAGCAGAAAUGUAACUACUAAUAACCUUCGUCAACUAUUUUCUAAAUUUGGAGCUAUAAAAAAUUUAGAUUUACAUUUCAACUGCUAUAAUAGAAUGUCUAAAGGAUUUUCUUACAUAAUGUUUUCCACUCCUGAAGAAUCUAAAAUUGCUGUAGAGGUUAUGAAUAACUGUGAAAUUGAUGGACAUGAAAUAAUAUGUGAAUUAUGGUUUUUACCAUACAUAGAAAACCGUGUAAGUUCUAUACUUCGUAGUGCUUGUAGUUCAGACCGUGAAGUUGGAUACAGAAGAAGGUCAACAAGAAAAGAUAAAUUGAGAUCUUGUUCUAGAUCUCGGAGGAAAUUCAGAUUCAGAUCUCGUUCUAACUCUCCGAGUACACUGGAUGAUUUAUGUUCCAAGAGUUCUCGCUCUAGAUCUUCAAAAAUAUCUCAUUCCAGACAGUCUAGGAAGCCUUAUUAGUUUUACUAUAGUAGGUACGGCCAGCGAAAAAUGAGCCGCGAUACCAGUGCUCCGGGUGGCCGAUUUUCGUUAGGGUUACUAAAACUUUUCGUCACAGCUCGCUUUUCACUCUCCGUACCACUCCAUACUACGCUAUAGUUUCAAACGGAGAACCCCUAGUUACGCUAAAAUUCACCACUAGCAACGCGACGGUCACGGCUCACUUUUCGCUGGCCGUACUAUAAAAGUAAAUGUGUUUUUCCUUAUA
Molecule: messenger RNA, 1033 nt
Organism: Aphis gossypii (cotton aphid)
Lineage: Eukaryota; Metazoa; Arthropoda; Insecta; Hemiptera; Aphididae
Product: transformer-2 sex-determining protein-like
Exons: 5
Coding region: 16-786 (256 amino acids)
Biological process (GO): mRNA splicing, via spliceosome
Cellular component (GO): cytoplasm; nucleoplasm; ASAP complex
Molecular function (GO): RNA binding
Source: RefSeq, a predicted model, not a curated record